Molecule: messenger RNA, 636 nt
Organism: Callorhinchus milii (elephant shark)
Lineage: Eukaryota; Metazoa; Chordata; Chondrichthyes; Chimaeriformes; Callorhinchidae
Product: synaptonemal complex central element protein 3
Exons: 3
Coding region: 134-427 (97 amino acids)
Biological process (GO): synaptonemal complex assembly; reciprocal meiotic recombination; spermatogenesis
Source: RefSeq, a predicted model, not a curated record
GGUGGCGGGUGGGGGAGGAGGGCGCGUGGCGCCCGUGGCAGUUGGAGCGCGAGGGGUUUGUUAGCGCGCGAAGCGCCGCGUCCUUCUGUCACGUGCGUCGUCCGUUGGUGUCUUUGCCUCUCCCCCGCGCGGCAUGGCUCAGCUUCAAAACAUGGCGGUGAUCCGGCCACAGAUGACCAAAGCACAGGAGGAGCAUGAAGAUAUUGUAAAAAUACUUGAUGAUAUGUGCUUGCAAUUGAAAAAAAUGUUAAAUGAUAUGGAGAUACAGUCAGUGCAAGCAACUUGUAUGUCGUAUGACAUGGUUCUCAUCCGUACAGACCCCUGUGUGGUGGAAUCAUUGAGCCAACUGAACAACGCAUAUCUGCACUGCAAAGAAACAGUGGAAAAAGACUGCUAUGAAAUAUUGACCAAAGUUAUAAAAAAUUAGCUGCAAACACAAAUAAUUUGAAAUCAGAACAUUUAGUUAGAUGUUUAAAAGUUUAGGCUAACUGAUGUGUAGCUUUAUUGUUUGUUGAAUUGUUCUGUGUCUGCCCUCUUUUAACAAUUGUGAAUUUAGUGAAUUUAGUUGUAAUGAUUGGAUGCUUCUGGAACAUUUCUCAAAUUUCUGUAUUAACAUUAAAAGCAGGAAUUUUCUGA